AUGGAGGGCGGACCCCUGAGCUCCAAUCCUCCUCCGCAGGAGGUAGCCACCAAAGAGGAGGCUUCCCCAGAGGCUGAGACCAAAACAGACAACAAGUCGGCGGAUGCAGAACAGGCGUGGCCACAGGAGGGUGAAGAGCCUCAUCCUUCAAACCUGGAAGACAUGGCUGCUCCAUUACCGAGAAAGGAGAGUUCCAUUCUAAAACGCAGUGGCAGCUCGGCAGUGGACAAGGCUGUGAAGAAGGGCGUGAGCUGGGGUGCCUCCGCUGAUCGUGCGGUCUCUUUCCAGACGGAGGAGGCGCCGUCUUCGUCCGCGGCAGAGAGCAAACUGCCUAUGGGGGAGGGGGGUGCCGUGGAGCCCUCGCUGAGUGGAGUUCUGCGCACCUCUGGCGAUAUGCGGAGAAGCCGAUUCAACAUUCCUCGGCUAGAGCUGGAAACAAAUUUGAAGAACUCGUUCGAGGAGGAGGGAGGCCGCCCGGCCGCGCUCCUUAAAGACCUGGGCCUCUCACAGUCCAGCGUCAGCUCCAGGGGCUCCGUGUCCUCUCGUUCAAGCUUCGCCUCAUCUCACUUCUCCCAUCUCAGCUCGACCCAGGAGAUCCUCUCCAGCGCCUUCCACACAGUCUACAAGAAAAAUUACUUGGCCAGCAUGGCUUCGAAGGAUAACCCACCGUUUGUGCGGGCCGAUAUGCUGGCAGAGCAUCCCGCGAGUCUCGAAGUCUUCGGUUUUCCCUGUCGCUCGUUGCGCGAGAGUCGGCUGUGCAGUUCCAGAAGCGCCAUGUCGACUUCCUCGGAAGAGGAGGACGCUGAGGGCGGAUUUGGCUUCCUUGAAUCCACUAGUUCACAGGCUUCUGCCAAGGAGGCGAUGAAACCUGCGAUUCGACGCCGCCCGCGCUUUCGCUUUCAGAGUGACGGCAGCCGAGCCGAAGGGGCUUCCACGGAUUCCUUGUCCUCCAUCGAGGCGCCGCACGCACUCGUUGCGGACUUGUUGGAACACAGAUGCUCCGUCGGCGAAGACAUGCCAGAACGCAAGCGGAGCGUGUGCGUGCGACGCAGUGGCAUCAUGAGCAAACUUUCACUCAGGAAAUCGGCACGCUCUUUGCAGCGCACGCCGACAGUCUCCGCGAUGGAGCUCGAGAGAUCCGAAAAACGCUACGAGGCGGAAGUUUUCUCAGAGAUCCUUGAAAAAGUAAACGCGCGCGCGCAUCGCCGAGGCGAACGACCGGAGGUCUAUGAACAGCUCGCACCCGAGAAGAAGAAAACAGAAACCCACCUUCCUGCUUCGCCGUUUUCUGAAGGCUUCUUCACUGAUGCUCCGGGGAAGGCGAACGUGGAGAUUCGCACACGCAAAAUCGACCCCGAAUGGGCCUUCCAGCAGUUCAGCGGGAAGAAAAUCGACGGAGAGGCACGUUUCGAUGACAGUCUCGAGAUUCUCUAUGAAGAGCGAGAGGAGGUCAAGCUGCAUGGCUACUCGCGUUUCCAGAAGGAAAGCGCGAAAGAACGAUAUGAUCGCCUUGUCCGCGAAGUUCCUCAUGCAAUCGUCGGCGUGCGCGAGUACUCAUCCAACAUGAAUCUGCUGGAAAAAAUCCACAAGGAAGAGGAGGAUCCGCCCGAGGGGUCUCGGGCGGCCUACGUGCUGCGCCUGAACGAUAUGCUGCGAAGCCAGCGCGAGGCUGUCGGGGCGCUGGUGAAGGACUACGUGGCGGCGGACGUGACUCUUCAGAACGUUUUGUUUGGCCGAACGAACUUCACACUCGAGGGAGAGCUGGUGGACGUCGACUUGUUCGAUGCCUACUGUCCUGACGACUGCCUGCCUGUCAAUGCAGUCGCUUCCAGCGCGUUUGCUUCGUCUCACGGCAGUGCAUGUGCCCAGGGCUUGGGAAUCCCAAUCAGACGAGGCGUGGCUGAGCCUGCGAUCCAAAUUCGAGAUGGCGCAGUGAACGAGGGUAUUGCACUCGCGAACUUCGAGAGGCGACUACAAACCCUCGAGGGCCGCUUGGAGGACGUGUGCAACUUGAUUGACGAGAACAGGCUUCUCCCUCAGAAGAGUUUGACACGAGACGCGCUGGACAAAUUCAAGGCAGACUCACGUAGUUUCGCCGCGCAACUGACGGCGAUGGACAACGUGCUGUCACACGCGCUGUCAGAGCCCGCGCUGAAUCGCCUGGAGCUGCGGCUGCAAGUAGUCAAGUCGCAGAUGGAAGAACAAGAGGCCUUCGUCCGCAGUCGCGAGCAGCAGCGCGCGAGAGAGAAGCAACGCCAAGUCGAGAGCGGAGCGGCGGACCCUGCAGACCUCGUCGACCUGCCCGACGACUGGAAGCCCGAAACCCUUCUCAAGAGACUCCACGAAUCUCUCAUCAGCUUCAAAGGAACUGCGGAACGCAUUGAUGAAAUUGGAGGCAAGCUGGAGAGUGCGUUCGCGGCGCGCAAGCCGCUGGUUGACUUUCUCAAGAAGAUGCACAACCAAGAAAAGCAGAACGAAGUUGUGCUGGCGACGUUGGGUUCGGCCGUUCAAAUGCUGCAAGCAUUGAACGGCGCUCACGCGAAGGCGAAGGAGACGGCGGGCGUGUCGCCGGUCCUCGGCUUUUUCGGCGCGGAGGCUCCGGCGGCGUCGCCCAAGCGCAAGAGCGUGGCAGGGCUUGAGUCCGCUGCACUCGGCCUGCGGUCAGGCAGCGGCUCACAGGGUAUGAGCUUGUUGCCGGCGCCGAGCAUCCGGCGAACGAAGACAGGCUCCUCGGACAAAAUGGAGCCGCUGCUUCAGAAGCGCGUCUCGUUCGAUCUCAAAUCGCGGGCGACACGCGUCAGUUCGAAGGACGAAGCGAAGCUCCAGGAGCUGCUGAGAAAGGCUGGGCUGCGCGACACGCUGAAGCUGAAACGCGGCGCGACCGAGAGCUUCGGCGCAGCCCAGGCGGCGCCCGCCGCAGAGGGGUCCAAUCCCCAAACAACGAGCUGGCGGGUGAUGAAAUUCAAGUCGUUUUCCUAA
Molecule: messenger RNA, 2979 nt
Organism: Besnoitia besnoiti
Lineage: Eukaryota; Apicomplexa; Conoidasida; Eucoccidiorida; Sarcocystidae
Exons: 18
Coding region: 1-2979 (992 amino acids)
Source: RefSeq, a predicted model, not a curated record